Symbiodinium natans is the source of this 1899-nucleotide messenger RNA. The record is from the annotation of a GenBank genome assembly. Lineage: Eukaryota; Dinophyceae; Suessiales; Symbiodiniaceae.
AUGCCAGCCAAUGACCCGGGAAGCGAUGCCACGACAGCGGCCGAACCGGCCGAGGUGCCGCUCUCUGCCGCAGUGCCAGUUGAGCCUCAGAAGAUCUCCGCUCCGAAAGCUGGAAGUGAAGUGAGCUCCGAAUGCUCACUGGAGUUCAAACGCCUGUUGCAGCUGCUGGCAGCGCAACAUGUGCAGGACAUGGCAAAGCUCCGGUCGGAGCUUGCGACCCAAGGCUCCGAUGUGGUCAAGGACUCCAAGGAGCCACCACCAAGCUUGACUAUAUCCAGAUCGGGGUCCAUCAGUAGUGCACCACCGCCCGCACCGCGGGAGCCGCCAGUGGCCCGCGAGCCGAGCAACAGGCCGACGCCUCGGCUUUCGGUUAUGCCUCCGCAGCGGUUCGACCCCAACAGCCCCCACAGCAUGAGGGACCGGAGUCAAGAUGGCAGCCAGGUCUCACGGCUUGAUCGCUGGGCCGAAUUCUUGCAGUCUGCAACGUUUGAGUCAGCGCUGUCAGCUCUGCUGGUUGCAAACGUGUUCUUCAUGGCCCUGGAGAUGCAAUUCCUCGGCAUGAUCUCGGGCUGGGAAAUAGAGAAGUACGAGGAACCCACUCUGUCACAAGACUCUUGGCCAACCAUCAACCGCGUCAUCACAACGGGCGAUUUCGUUUUUUCGGCAAUUUUUGCUGUCGACGUCACUGUUCGAAUAGUUGUGUUGCGGUGUCGCUUCUGGCGGACGGUGAUGAACUGGAUUGACGCCAUCGUCGUGGCAACAUCAAGCGUGCAGUGGUUCAUGCCAAGCUUAGCCAUCGAUGCGGUCUACCUGCGACUUAUUCGCUUGGGGAAGUUGGCCAGAGCAUUUCGAAUGGUCACCAUGUCACGAUCAAUGGAUUCCUUGCAGCUCCUAUUGAAAUGCUGCGCCUCGUCCGUGGACAUGCUCUUCUGGUCAUUUUGUCUGCUCACUUUUAUCCAAUGCAUUGCUGGGAUGAUCUUGAGCGCUUUGGUCAGAGAGUACCUCAACGACGACACCAAACCGCUGGUAAUCCGGCAGCAGGUUUGGGAUUAUUAUGGCACUUUCACUCGCACCUUUCUGACGAUGUUCGAAAUUUUAUUUGCAAACUGGGGACCACCUUGUCGCGUGCUUGUGGACUUCGUCGACGAAGCGUUUUCCUUGUUCUUUCUGGUUUACAGGUGCAUGAUUGGAUUUGCCGUGUUGAAUGUUGUGAAUGCCGUGUUUGUGCAGCAAACGAUGCUUAUGGCGGCAAAUGAUGAAGAUCUGGCUUUCAAGCAGAAACAAAAGGACUGGGCUCUGUACACCAAGAAGGUCCAACGGUUGUUUAGCGCCAUGGAUACUUCAGAGGAUGGUAUGGUGACCUUUGAUGAGUUUGCCCAGCUCAUUGAGUCUCCGAAGCUUCGGUUUUGGAUGAGCCAAUUGGAGCUGGAUUACCAUGAUCUGCUGGGCCUCUUUGAGAUGUUAGACGACGGGGACGGAGAGAUAUCAAUGAAGGAAUUCCUCGAAUCCGCUCGGAAGCUGAAAGGCCCUGCCAAAGCCAUCGACAUGCAUCGCUUGGAGACCAAGCUCGAGCUGCUACUUGCGCAGCUGUUGGCCAACACGCUGUCUCCUGCUGGACCGUCACACCGGUCUUCGACGCGUUCUUUGCAGACGCUCUUCACAGCUGCCGGCCUCUCCCGUGAGAGCCAUGGCUUUGCCUCACGGAUGGCAGCCGCCACGGCCUUGGGUGAGGCAAGAAAGCAGCAUAGUUCCCUUGUCAACUUGUCCAAACUUGUCCAGGUGACUCUUCCCUGUGGCCGCUGGUGCAUCACAGUCUGUGCAGAGGACCGGGAGGUGGCGCAAAAGCUACGCCCGGAGAACAUGGUGCCAGGCUCAGUUCUGCACGGGCUCGUUAAAUAG